AGGAGGGGCAGAGAGGAGCGGUUAGAGGUGGGAGUUGGCGUUGCGGGCCGGGCGGGGGCCGCGGAGCUGCAAUGCGGACGGGAGCGCGGCCGUGACCGGAGCUGCCGCCCGACAUGAACUCGCUGGAGCAGGCAGAAGAUCUCAAGGCUUUCGAGAGGAGACUUACGGAGUACAUUCAUUGUUUGCAACCUGCCACUGGACGUUGGAGAAUGCUUCUUAUAGUGGUCUCUGUCUGUACAGCUACCGGUGCCUGGAACUGGUUAAUAGAUCCUGAGACACAAAAGGUGUCCUUCUUUACAUCAUUAUGGAACCAUCCGUUUUUCACUAUUAGCUGUAUCACUCUAAUAGGCUUGUUCUUUGCUGGAAUACACAAGAGAGUAGUUGCACCAUCAAUUAUAGCCGCUCGGUGUCGAACUGUGUUAGCAGAGUACAAUAUGUCUUGUGAUGAUACAGGAAAACUAAUUUUGAAACCUAGGCCUCAUGUUCAAUGACAGUCUGCACUCAUUGUUACGGGACCGAAAACAGCCUUUCUUCAACUGAGUGGUAUAGAAAAAGCCAUAAAGGAUUCCUUUCAUAGUUGGAUAUGUGAAGGUCAUAGCAACAACUGACAAGAAGUGUGCAAUAUUUACCCAGAUAUCUUGAUGAUGGUGACUCACAUUAUCAGUGCUUUGGUACCUUUGAUUAUCUGUGUUGCAGUAUUAGUGUCACUUUAGUACUUCAGAUCCUGUGAAGAUGUUCGCAGAUGAAGUAUGUAUGUAUGUUGCUAAGUUAAACUUAGAAACAGAACCUCAUCCAGUUUUUAUAAUGUAUUUUUGAAAACUACUGUAAAUAGCAAAUCAAUGCCAAUGUUAAAGAGGAAAACGUUAUGUGGACUUGGUUUUCCUGCACCAGUAUUUCAGGAACAUCUUGCCAUCCCUACAGCUCUCAAACCAGCCGUUCUGUACAGCUGUGCCUUUCAGUUACGCUCCUCUCUUUUAAUCUUAAUGCAGGAAAAACAGAUUGGGCUUAGAGAGGAAAAGUCAUCUCCAUUAUGUUGUAAGAAAUUAGAAAUGUAUUGAGAAACAGUUUUUAUUAAACCAGAUAGUGAACUUCAGCCACUAUUGUGGUGAUAUUUUCCUGUUCAUUGUUUUCAUUUAAUGCUAAGUUUACUUUGUAUUUUUAAAAAUAAUUUUAAGAACACUCCAAAGGCUUCUGAAUAUACAGGUUUAGUUAUAAAUUAUGUCUGGGAAUUUGAUAGUCAUUAGAUAAUUGGAUUUUAUGCUUUGGUAGACAUGCUGUUACACAAGUAUUGCACAGGUGUAAUUGAUCAACCACUCCAUCACAAGGAGAACGGGAGCGGUGCCACAAACCAGAGUCUACCAUUCUCACUGUUUAGAGAGUGUUAUUGACAUACUGUGUAUGCAUAUUAGCCACAUGUACUAUAAUAGCCCUUAAAAUUAAACUAUUGGGAUUGCUGUAGAUAUUUUAAAGAUCUGGAGGUGCCUUUUACCUGUUUAUUAGAAGAUUUUGAAAAGAUUUAAAUUAUUUCAUGAGCAGUCUUUUAAAUUUCGUUUAACAUAAAGCUGAAAAUUCACUAACAGGACAAAAACGUUUUAACAAGGCUACCAUUUAACUUAAAUGUGUUCAUCUUGGCUUUCAUGUGUAUAAAAUUUUAUUCUUUGAAUUGUAGCAAUAAAACCCUCUGCUCCUAAGAUGUCUUAAGAGGGUAUUCUAUAUAUUCUGCAUUGUUUUAUUUUCUGUAAAUUUUGUAGGUAAAUAUGUGCAUAAAAAAUAAAUACUUUAUA
Messenger RNA from Rhinolophus ferrumequinum (greater horseshoe bat), 1784 nucleotides. RefSeq names its product CTD nuclear envelope phosphatase 1 regulatory subunit 1 (gene CNEP1R1). The transcript has 6 exons. The record is from RefSeq and is a predicted model, not a curated record. Bases 114 to 491 code for a protein of 125 amino acids. Lineage: Eukaryota; Metazoa; Chordata; Mammalia; Chiroptera; Rhinolophidae. Gene Ontology annotation, cellular component: Nem1-Spo7 phosphatase complex; cytoplasm.